This is a messenger RNA of Mus caroli (Ryukyu mouse), 2055 nucleotides long. Lineage: Eukaryota; Metazoa; Chordata; Mammalia; Rodentia; Muridae. The record is from RefSeq and is a predicted model, not a curated record.
CUCCCACUCAACAGAAGCCAGGAGGCCUGCGCAGACUGCCAGCAAUGAGGUGGCUCCCAACAGUCGGUAACUCCAACUGCAUGGGAUCCAGCGUCCUCUGCUGACCUCCGUGGGUAACUGCACAAACAGAGCAGCUCUGGCUCCUCAUCCCUGAGUCAUCAUCUUUGAAAUUAUAAGACAUGGAGGAUGAAGAUAAGACAGCUGAAUGUCAGCAUUCAAAGCCACCUACGGGGAUCACACACGAGGCUUCUCCACAUCACGAACUACAGGAGGAGAGAGUCAUGAGCCUCAGAGGUACAGACGGAAGUGAACCAACAGAAGGCAGUAACCUGCUGACCAGCGGUGAAAAAAAGCCACAGGACACACCAACAGAACCCAAUGGCCUGCAGAGUCUGAGGCAAUUCCAGGCCUGCCCUCCACGCGGCUGCCUGGCAAGAGUGAUAACGAACGGUACCAUGGUUGUUCUUCUGUGGGCCAUGGUUUGGUCAGUUACCGGCUCUGAAUGUCUUCCUGGAGGAAAUCUGUUUGGAAUUAUCAUUCUGUUCUAUUGUUCCAUCACCGGAGGUAAACUUUUUGGACUCAUUAAGUUUCCAACAUUGCCUCCUCUGCCUCCUCUUCUUGGCAUGCUGCUAGCUGGGUUUCUCUUGAGGAAUAUCCCAGUCAUCAGUGAUAGUGUCCGGAUCCAACACAAGUGGUCGUCAUCUUUGAGAAGCAUAGCCCUUUCUGUCAUUCUUGUUCGUGCUGGCCUUGGUCUAGAUUCAAAGGCCCUGAGGAAGCUGAAGGGUGUGUGUGUACGACUGGCCAUGGGUCCCUGCAUGGUGGAGGCGUGUGCUUCUGCGCUUCUCUCACACUUCCUGAUGGGGUUGCCAUGGCAAUGGGGGUUCAUCCUGGGUUUUGUCGUAGGUGCCGUGUCCCCGGCUGUCGUGGUGCCCUCCAUGCUCCUUUUGCAGGAAGGAGGCUACGGUGUUGGGAAAGGUAUCCCAACCUUACUCAUGGCUGCUGGCAGCUUCGAUGACAUCCUGGCCAUCACUGGCUUCAACACGUGCUUGGGCAUGGCCUUUUCCACAGGGUCUACAGUUUUUAACAUCUUCAGAGGCAUCUUGGAGGUGGUAAUUGGUGUGGCAGCUGGAUCUUUUCUUGGGUUUUUUAUCCAGUACUUCCCGAGCAGGGACCAGGACAACCUCGUGUGGAAGCGAGCCUUUCUGAUUCUGGGUUUUGCUGUGUUAGCUGUGUUCAGCAGUGUCUAUUUUAGCUUCCCGGGGUCUGGAGGACUGUGCACGUUGGUCAUGGCUUUCCUAGCAGGCAUGAGGUGGACUGACAAGAAGUCAGAGGUAGAAAAGAUCAUUGCAGUUACCUGGGACGUUUUCCAGCCUCUUCUUUUUGGCCUGAUUGGAGCAGAGGUUUCCAUUGUGUCUCUCAGAGCAGAAACGGUUGGCCUUUGUGUUGCAACCCUUGGCAUCGCAGUCCUGAUACGAAUUCUGACUACAUUCCUGAUGGUGUGUUUCGCUGGCUUUAACAUAAAGGAAAAGAUAUUUAUUUCUUUUGCCUGGCUUCCAAAGGCCACAGUCCAGGCUGCCAUUGGUUCUGUGGCUCUGGACACGGCAAGAUCCCACGGAGAGAAGCAGCUGGAAGACUAUGGGAUGGAUGUGCUGACGGUGGCAUUUUUGGCCAUCCUCAUUACAGCACCUAUUGGAAGCCUACUGAUUGGUUUGCUGGGUCCCAGGGUUCUUCAGAAAUCUGAACAUCGAAACGAAGAGGAGGUUCAAGGAGAGACUUCUGCACACAUUCAGAGGAAGCCUGGGGAUUCCAUUACUGAAGCCUGAUGGACCAUGUUUACCACCCCAACCCAAAGGUUUUGGCCCUCCAACAACCAGGACAACUGAGUCCCUUUGACUCAGAAGAAAACUUCCCGUGGAAUUUCAUAAGCAAACAAAUUAGAAAGCUUUACGCUGCUAAGAGUACCUCAGGUGUUUAUUUCCUCAGAAAGACUAGAGGACGGGUUACUCCAGAAAGCGAGAGAAAGUAAUUUGGACAAAUAAAACAUUCACGAUUUUG